CUUUUGCAGGCACACACUCACACACAUACGUAUAGAUAGAGGAAAAACAUCAAGACCAUGAAAGCUCCAUUUUAUUCUCUGUCCCUAAAAUCUUGAGGAAUGGUGGUGUAUGGCGACAACCCAAUUCUAUUCAACCCGAAAGCGAUCUCCAAACCCCAAUCAUUCAUUCCCCCAUUUAAGCGCUAGCCUCAACACCAUCACCCACUACCACCACCACUGCCAUGGCCACCACUACCACCGACGCCUCCCCAAAAUUUCGCCACGUCCCACAACCCUCCGACUACCGCCCCGAAAUCACUGUCAAUUCCUCUCACGACGGCCUUGAGUUCUGGCAGUUCAUGAUCGCCGGCUCAAUUGCAGGCUCCGUCGAACACAUGGCCAUGUUUCCAGUAGAUACCCUCAAGACCCGUAUGCAGGUUAUUGGCGGGUCGUAUCCGGCUCCGUCCAUCGGUCUCCGGCAAGUCCUUGGCUCCAUUUUGAAGAUGGAGGGGCCCGCCGGCCUCUACCGCGGCAUUGCUGCAAUGGGUCUCGGCGCCGGACCUUCCCAUGCCGUAUAUUUUUCGGUGUAUGAGCUCUGUAAAGAUUUUUUCUCGGCCGGAAAUCCAAAUAAUUCUGCUGCCCACGCGGUUUCGGGAGUUUUCGCUACUGUUGCUAGCGAUGCUGUGAUUACACCUAUGGAUAUGGUGAAGCAGAGGUUGCAAUUGAAGAGUAGCCCAUAUAAGGGCGUGAUGGAUUGUGUGAAGAGAGUGUUGGUGGAAGAGGGAAUUCAAGCUUUUUACGCAUCAUAUCGCACUACUGUUGUGAUGAAUGCGCCGUUCACCGCAGUUCAUUUUGCGACUUAUGAGGCCGCAAAGAGGGGGCUGAUGGAGGUCUCUCCGGAGAAUGCAGAUGAUGAGAAUUUAGUGGUUCAUGCCACUGCCGGAGCGGUGGCUGGGGCUUUAGCUGCAGCUGUUACAACUCCACUUGAUGUUGUCAAAACUCAGUUGCAGUGCCAGGGUGUCUGUGGAUGUGAUAGAUUUUCUAGUGGUUCCAUUAGGGAUGUUAUUCAAACCAUAGUGAAGAAGGAUGGUUACGGUGGGCUUAUGAGGGGAUGGAUCCCCAGGAUGCUCUUCCAUGCACCAGCUGCUGCAAUCUGCUGGUCCACCUAUGAAGCAGCAAAAGCCUUCUUUGAAGAGCAGAAUGGCCGUAGUAACCUGGUUAACUGAGGAACCACAACUGUGCCUUGUGGACGACACCUCAACCUAAUUGGCCGACUGUGUGAAAUUUGUUCAUCAUAGUUGGAUUGGAAUAGUGGAAUAACAGGUGGGCAUCAUUUUCCCACAACAAGGCUGUUGUUUGUUUAAAUGGUGCUGGUUGGAUCACGCACAAGUAUAGGAUUAAAUGUAUUAUGCAAAUGGCUGUGGUGACUGCUCAUAUGAGAUGAUGUUAAUGAUUUAUUCAUCACGGUGGCGAUUUGUCCUCCCCUUGCAUGAAUAUGUAUAUUUGCUAUGGAAUGUGGAAUUUGUGCUUCA
This is a messenger RNA of Vitis riparia (riverbank grape), 1511 nucleotides long. Its product is annotated as mitoferrin-like. Gene Ontology annotation, biological process: iron import into the mitochondrion. The record is from RefSeq and is a predicted model, not a curated record. The coding region runs from base 222 to 1205 and encodes 327 amino acids. The transcript is spliced from 2 exons. Lineage: Eukaryota; Viridiplantae; Streptophyta; Magnoliopsida; Vitales; Vitaceae. Gene Ontology annotation, cellular component: mitochondrial membrane. Gene Ontology annotation, molecular function: ferrous iron transmembrane transporter activity.